GUGUGCGGAUGGAGUUGAGCGGGUUCUCCUUAGUGAGGGCCGCUGAGCGCAGAUGUGCUUCAGGGUGUGUGUGUGGGUUAAUCAGUGCGACCUGCCCUCCUGCACAACACGGAUGUGGCUUCUCCCUGCUGUUUAGUUGCGGAUCACAAACAUUUCAUGGUCUCUGCUGGCGGAGUUUAUGCAGAAACAAUGCGGGAAACGGACAUCGUGUCUGGAUCUCCUGGAGCCACUGAGGCGGACAGUGAGGAGGGCAGUCUGUUUUUCAGACAGAGUGAGGAAGAUGGGCCGCUGGAGGCCGGGCUAGUUCUGACCAAUUCCUGUCCGCACUCUGUGUACAGCAGCACAGAGGAGUGGGUCAUCCAGCCUCACAAUCAGAGUCUGCAUGACAGUGAGUCUGAGGACAUGCUCCAGGCCAUAAACCCAAACGAAGUUUAUGCCUCAGAUCCUCUGCGGCAGUCGCUGUCGGAGAGUGACAGUGGCAUGUCAGAUGACCGUUACUCAGAUGGCCCAGCUGUGCUGAUGGAAUCCACUCAUAAUCAGGCCAUGCCCACUGUCUACCAGGUGGUUUAUGACAUCAGUGGCCUGGGGGUCAGCCCACAGGAGCAGCAGAAGGUGGAUGUCAUCUCCAUAGAACUCGACGAGUGGAGCUCCCAGGUGCUGAUGUCCGAGUCUUGUGUCGUGAGCGAGCUGCCGCUGGUUUCUUCUGUAAAAGUGGAACAUGUUCUUCCAGAAAGCUCCCAGAAUACAUUAGACACACCCCCUGAUGGCCUGGAUUACCCGGAUCUGAAUCUGACUGAGGAGGAACAGAAGCUUCUGAACCAGGAAGGAAUCUCACUCCCUAACAACCUGCCAUUAACAAAGGCUGAGGAAAGGAUUCUAAAGAAAGUGAGACGUAAAAUCCGCAACAAGCAGUCCGCCCAGGACAGCCGGCGCAGGAAGAAGGAGUACAUCGAUGGUCUAGAGAGCAGGGUUGCAGCAUGCUCAGCUCAGAACAAGGAGUUACAAAGAACAGUGGAUCAGCUGGAAAAACACAACACGUCUCUGUUGGCGCAGCUGCGGAAGCUGCAGGCUCUGGUAAAGCAGACGGCCACAAAAGCUGCCCAGACGAGCACAUGCAUCAUGAUUUUGCUCUUCUCCUUGGCCCUCAUCCUCUUCCCCAGUUACUGCCCUUUCAGCUGGAGAUCUCAGCCCUCAGACGACAGUUACACACCUACAGGAGUGAUCUCUAGAAACAUCCUGAACGAUGCUGCCUCACCCCUGCUGCCUUCUGAAGACGCUGUGGAUGACGACAAGCUCGUCUCAGAGCCUGUGCUCUCCUCAGACAUCCAGGAGCCAUCUCCAGUGGAUGCAGCAUCCUCUCUGGUGCAGCAGCAGCCCUUGGACACCCCUGAGGGAGAAGAGGUGGCACCCCUUGAGGACGGUCUCCAGGGAAACAGCUCGACACAGCCACAUAGUCGGACAGGUCCGCUGGCCGACAGCUUAAUGCCCGUCUCAGCAGGGGGUGCUGGGUUAGACGCGGCCAAACCUGCACACGCUGACGAGAUGUAGCACACUCCUCUAAAGAUAGACUUUCCUUACAGAACUGUGUAAAGCUUUAUGAACACUAAUAAUCGCACGGUUUUACCUGUAACGUGUACAGGUGUCUCUACAACCUAAUAAUGAAUUUUGGUACUUGGUUUUGGGAAGGGAGCCAUAGUUUAUGUUUCCAACAUUUCUAAAUGGGGAGAAAUCCUGCCACAAGAAUGUAAACAAGGACUUUUAUCUAUUACUUUAUGUUUAUUGUUUUUCAAGGAUUCAUGCUUACGUUAAUAUAUUAUCAGUCAUUGCAACAGUGACAAGGACACAUGCUACAAAACAAAGAGUGGGUGGGAAAAAUAUGCUCUGAAAUUACUGAGAAAGUCAAAUUCGGUACAACAUCAAGAGCACUCUAGAUAUGGUUAGAGACAUAAUGUAGGUCUUUUCUAAUAUUUCCACUUAUUGCUAAUGACCAGAUUUCUCAGAAUUAGCGGUGCAAUGAAUCAUACGGUAUGAGUUUUUCCAGUGGAAAGAAGAUAAACAAAGACAAUCCUAAAGACGUUUGAGUGCCGUGCUUGCAGGCUGUGUUGUAUGUUAUUGGAGGAAAGUUACGGCUUAGAUAAUUUUUUUCAAAUUCUGUCAGAGUUCCUCUAUAACUGUAACUCCCCCUGCUUGGUUUCAGAGGUGUUCAUUUUUAUAUAAAAAUGCAGAUACAGCAGGGUUGUGUAUGGUAGAAGUUUGUUGAGUGUAUGGUAGCGGUUUGUUGGGUUGUUUUAAAGAAGAUGAGUGUGUUUGUACAUUAAAUCAUGAGCUGUUUUUACUGUU
This is a messenger RNA of Colossoma macropomum (tambaqui), 2340 nucleotides long. It is a transcript of the gene creb3l4, whose product is annotated as cAMP responsive element binding protein 3-like 4. Gene Ontology annotation, molecular function: DNA-binding transcription factor activity, RNA polymerase II-specific; RNA polymerase II cis-regulatory region sequence-specific DNA binding. The transcript is spliced from 10 exons. The record is from RefSeq and is a predicted model, not a curated record. Lineage: Eukaryota; Metazoa; Chordata; Actinopteri; Characiformes; Serrasalmidae. The coding region runs from base 157 to 1548 and encodes 463 amino acids. Gene Ontology annotation, cellular component: nucleus. Gene Ontology annotation, biological process: regulation of transcription by RNA polymerase II.